This is a messenger RNA of Drosophila navojoa, 602 nucleotides long. Its product is annotated as cell adhesion molecule Dscam2. Lineage: Eukaryota; Metazoa; Arthropoda; Insecta; Diptera; Drosophilidae. The record is from RefSeq and is a predicted model, not a curated record. Gene Ontology annotation, molecular function: protein binding. Gene Ontology annotation, biological process: cell-cell adhesion.
GGCAUAUUACACGUUCAAGCAAUGAAGAGUCUAUGCAACAUAUGAUCGCGAAUGGGCGUGCCAAAAUCAAAGACGGAACUCUUAUUAUAUCGGCCAUCACAAGAUCCGACGAUGGGAUAUUCUAUUGUACAGUUACUAACUCAGAGGGUAGUGAAACCUUAGAAGUCAAAUUGUCUGUAUCAUCGCCUUUAAGUGCAAUCGUACAGCCUCGAGUACAAACUGUAAAUCUUGGACAAACGGCUGAUUUAAUUUGCAGUACAUCUGGAUUUCCAAAACAACAAGUUUUGUGGUUUAAGGAUGGCAAAACACUACGUUCUGGGGCUCGGGUUCGUCAUCUGUCAACGGAACAUAUACGCAUUACAUCUAUCGUCAAAGAAGAUAAGGGAAUGUAUCAAUGUAUUAUAAAGAACGAUCUAGAGUCAAGUCAAUGUUCUGCCGAGCUAAGAUUGGGAGAGGUGGCACCUCAGUUACUUUAUAAGUUUAUAGAGCAAACUAUGCAGCCUGGACCUUCUGUUUCGCUUAAAUGCAGUGCAAGUGGUAACCCGACGCCUAAAAUUGCUUGGCACUUGGAUGGAUUUCCUCUUCCAAAUGUAAAUAUUUGA